AUGGCAUGCAGUAUAGCAACGAAUGGCAACGACAUAGGCUCUUAUAGAAGAUACACAGCUACACCGGAGCACUACUCCCGGACUCGUUUGAUAAGUUUGAGCGUUUUCGCUGUAGCCAACAUCAUAUGCUAUUACUGUACUGAUAAUUAUUUGAAUUGGACGACGCACAAGAAAAUCGCGAUCAGAGUUGUCUUUUUCGUAGUACUGCUGUGUCUAAUUCGUGACCCAACAAUUGAGACUCUGCAGGUAUUCAGAGGUGCAGGCGUUCAAGUAGGUACUUUGCACGGAUGUAUAUUGUUGCCGAAGGCUCUGAACCAAAGAUGGCUGGAACAGUCUUAUUUCAUGCCGCAAGAUACUGUAGUUGACAUUGUCAUCAACGAGGGGUUUUCCAAAGGGUUCCAAGUCAUUUUCUACCUAGUCAUUCUCAAGGAUUCUACCGAUCUACAAUUGGUCUUUCCAGUAUGUUGA
Messenger RNA from Lachancea lanzarotensis, 468 nucleotides. RefSeq names its product LALA0S03e00782g1_1 (gene GPI15). Bases 1 to 468 code for a protein of 155 amino acids. The record is from RefSeq and is a predicted model, not a curated record. The transcript has a single exon. NCBI's taxonomy places the organism in Eukaryota, Fungi, Ascomycota, Saccharomycetes, Saccharomycetales, Saccharomycetaceae.